This is a messenger RNA of Venturia canescens, 9576 nucleotides long. RefSeq names its product calcium-activated potassium channel slo (gene slo). Bases 1758 to 5249 code for a protein of 1163 amino acids. Gene Ontology annotation, cellular component: postsynaptic membrane. The transcript has 27 exons. The record is from RefSeq and is a predicted model, not a curated record. NCBI's taxonomy places the organism in Eukaryota, Metazoa, Arthropoda, Insecta, Hymenoptera, Ichneumonidae. Gene Ontology annotation, molecular function: large conductance calcium-activated potassium channel activity. Gene Ontology annotation, biological process: potassium ion transmembrane transport.
GCGUAUUGAUUGCUGCAGAGUGGUCUAGUGUGAUAUGCUAGUCGGGAUCACUUGGUGGUCGUCGUGGUCGUAGUGCUCUCCGUCGUCGUUGUCGCCGUUUUCGUCGUCGUCUUCGUCGUGGCCGCCGCCGUCGUUGUCGUCGAUCGUCGUCGAGUACGAAAACGCGUUAACAUUCGUCCACGCGACCAGCGACGAGCAUCCGAGUUAAAUAAAUAAAUAAAUAAAUAAAGCAGGGUUGGAAAAGCGAGUGGAAGAAAUAAACGAUGGGAGGAGCAAUCAGCAUGAAUUAAGUGAAACUAUUAUAAAAAAAAGAUCGUCUCAAGAAAUAAAAACGUUUUGUACGGCUCAUACGACAAUGCCGCGAGAACCAAGUGAUGACUAUCGAAAAAUGAGAUUAAUACGAAUACGUGUGCUAUUUCGUUGAAUAUAAAAGAGAAAAGAAAAACAAGUGAACCCCAGCGUUUGAGAAAAGAACGAGAGAUACAUGACACAAAUAAAGAUUCCGCGAUAAGGGAGGCGAGUGAGGUAAGGCCACUGCUCUCGAGUCCCGAUCAGCACCCGAGAGGAAAGCCAAACUUAAUAGAAAACCGCACUCGCGUCUUCAUUGGACCGGGGGAAAAAACUUGGGAAAAAUUCAAACAAAAAUAAAAACAAUUGGGGAAAAAGAAAAACUCUCGUUGCGUUCGAAUCUAUCACCAGCUAUGUGUUUUCCGGUGGUCGAUGACGAUUCACGGUUCAAGGGUGAUGCGAUAAAAAAAAGGCAAAGAUUACGUUUGCAGUGUCUACCACGUUACUGACAACCCUGAUUCGGUGUCGAAAAAAGUUUAAUCGAAGAGUUCUCGAUGCUCCUUGGAAUUUGUGUAAUUGAAGAAAAAAAUAUGUAAAACAAAUGAUUAAACAUAGAGAGGAGAAAUACCAAAAAACAUUAUUAUUAAAAUCAUCAUUUUUAUCAUCGUCGUCGAUAAAACCAUCGUUUUCUUGGUGUGCUUCCCCACCUCGCAGUGUGGAACUUACGUUACUCGAGGAUGAAAUAUUUUGAAAGCGAAGCAGUCGAAAGAAAAGUGUUCUCGUUGAUCGGCUUUAAACGUUAAAUAUAAUACGAAAAAUAUAAUCUCGAGAAGAGACAAACCGUGAAAUAGAUCGAUGCGAGGUGCGGAUAAAUUUUUCGUGCGUUCCAAUGAAAAAUUCAGAUAUUUAGUUUUAUCGAUGAAAAUCAAUUAUUCGUAACAAAGAAGUGAAGAACAAGAGCAAAAGGGAAGUAAACACACACAUACACACACACACAUAAGUGAUAUUUAACCACCUUUAAAGUGAUAUUAAUGAAUAAGAAGGAUCAGGUGGUAUUUUCUGUUUCGUGAAAUAAGUGUACCGAGAUAAAUAAACAAGAAUAUCAAAUAUUUUUGAUUUUGUCGUCGCACGAAAGAAUCGUUUUUCCCAUUUUUCUUUCUUUCGUUCGUUAUAGUGGGAGGAGGGCCGGCGCGAGGGGAGAAUGUUGAGGUGGCGGUGAUUUUGGUACUUGUUUCGCGUACAAGUGUGCGUGCGUACGUGUCUGCGUGUGUGUUGUUUUGGCGUUCGUCGUAAUAAAGUUGUACCUUGGGUGCUCGCUGGCCGGGGAGCUGCCGCGAUCUUUUGUCGCGCGGUUCGCUCUCCCAUUGUUCAAUGAUGAAGCAUCCUCGCAUAAAAGGUGCAACGGGUUUGGCUGGUAUUAGGUAUAGGGGCCGGUGAAUGUACGAUACGGGAGGCAGAGAUCUGCCGGUAUGACGUACGACGAGACGACCGAGCAGACUCAGGAUGACGGCUGCCUCCACGAACGGAAAUGGUGGUGCUUCGUACUAUCGAGCAUUUUCACCUUCCUCUCUGGGCUGCUGAUCGUCUUGCUCUGGCGGGCGUUUGCCUUUCUCUGGUGUCGAAAGGAGCCUGAAUUCGCUCCAAAUGACCCCAAACAGAAGGAACAGAAGGCCGCCCGCCAGAGCAAGGAGUUCGAGGGGACCUUCAUGACCGAGGCCAAAGAUUGGGCUGGCGAGCUCAUUUCCGGUCAAACCACAACAGGACGUAUCCUUGUGGUAUUGGUCUUCAUCCUCAGUAUAGCAUCGCUUAUAAUAUAUUUCAUCGACGCCUCCAACAGCGAACAGGUCGAGCGCUGCCAGAAAUGGAGCAACAACAUUACUCAGCAGAUAGACUUAGCUUUCAAUAUAUUUUUUAUGGUCUACUUUUUUAUACGCUUUAUCGCCGCCAGUGACAAGCUGUGGUUCAUGCUGGAGAUGUACUCGUUCGUGGACUACUUUACGAUACCACCGUCUUUCGUCUCGAUCUAUCUGGAUCGGACGUGGAUCGGGCUGAGAUUCCUUCGUGCCCUACGACUGAUGACGGUUCCCGACAUCCUCCAGUACCUCAACAUUCUAAAGACAUCGAGUUCAAUUCGACUCGCCCAACUCGUCUCCAUAUUCAUCUCCGUCUGGCUGACCGCUGCUGGCAUCAUUCAUUUGCUCGAAAACUCAGGGGACCCUUUCGAGUUCACGAAUCCGCAGCCCCUUUCGUAUUGGACAUGCGUUUACUUCCUGAUCGUGACGAUGUCCACGGUAGGAUACGGUGACGUUUACUGCCAAACAAUUCUUGGCCGCACAUUUCUAGUAUUUUUUCUACUCGUCGGUUUGGCGGUGUUCGCCAGCUGGAUCCCAGAGAUCACGGAACUCGCCGCGAACCGCUGCAAGUACGGUGGCCGGUACAAGCGCGAGCGUGGACGCAGACACAUUGUUGUGUGCGGCCACAUCACCUACGAGUCUGUCUCGCACUUCCUCAAGGAUUUCUUGCACGAGGAUCGGGAGGAUGUCGAUGUCGAGGUCGUAUUCUUGCACAGGAAAGAGCCCGAUCUCGAGCUGGAGGGUCUCCUGAAGAGGCAUUACACGACCGUGGAGUUUUUUCAGGGAACCAUGAUGAAUGCCGUGGAUCUAGAACGUGUUAAGGUCCACGAAGCUGAUGCGUGCCUGGUUUUGGCUAACAAAUACUGUCAGGAUCCUGAUGCCGAAGACGCAGCCAAUAUUAUGAGAGUUAUCUCGAUCAAGAAUUACUCCGACGAUAUUCGUGUUAUUAUUCAACUUAUGCAGUACCACAACAAGGCCUAUUUAUUGAACAUUCCAUCGUGGGACUGGAAGCAGGGUGACGAUGUAAUUUGUCUUGCGGAGCUGAAGUUGGGCUUCAUAGCGCAGUCCUGUCUAGCACCGGGUUUCAGCACGAUGAUGGCGAACCUGUUUGCUAUGCGAUCUUUCAAGACGUCGCCGGACACUCAGGCGUGGCAGAAUGAUUACCUGCAGGGCACGGGCUGCGAGAUGUACACGGAAACCCUCUCCCCGUCCUUUACCGGGAUGACUUUUCCCCAAGCCAGCGAAUUGUGCUUCACAAAAUUGAAGCUUCUUCUACUGGCCAUCGAGAUAAAGGGCGAGGAAGGUGCUGACAGCAAGAUUUCGAUUAAUCCACGAGGUGCCAAGAUCGCUGCCAAUACUCAGGGAUUCUUCAUUGCUCAAUCAGCCGACGAGGUCAAACGGGCGUGGUUUUACUGCAAAGCAUGCCACGAGGAUAUCAAGGACGAGACUCUGAUCAAGAAGUGCAAAUGCAAAAACUUGGGGCAGCAGCAGCGCUCCUGGGGCCGAGACUUAGUGGCCACAUUCCGGAAGGGCGUGCGAGCUGUUCAAAUGGUUGGAAGAGCAAGUGAAGACUACUCGUACCCAAACGACCAUCAUCCUCCCCCCACAUUCACUCCGCCAGAACUGCCCAAGAUGGUUCACGUCAGAGGUGAGAUCAGUCGCGAACGAGAAGAUCCAAAUGCCAUGAGAAAUCAUCGUAACUCCGUGGGAAUGACGACGAUAAACUCAACGAAGCAAGUUAACAAGGUCAAGCCAAACGUCAACAGAGCUGCUAGCGACAGUUUGACAAGCCCGAAUCAACCGUACAAUCAGAGAUCGCAAGAGGAGUCUGCAUAUCCUGGCUACCGUCUCGCCUACGAAGUCAAAAAACUCAUGCCAACAAGUCGAGCUUCGGGUGGUGCCAAUGUGAAUAACAACGGUGGCCUCCAGAUAGGCAUUGCCGACGAUCAAGCAAAAGAUUUUGAUUUCGAAAAGACAGAAAUGAAGUAUGACUCGACGGGUAUGUUUCAUUGGAGUCCUGCCCGAAACCUCGAAGACUGUAUACUUGAUCGUAAUCAGGCGGCAAUGACAGUACUUAAUGGUCACGUUGUUGUAUGCCUAUUUGCCGAUCCCGAUUCGCCUCUUAUUGGACUGAGAAACCUUGUCAUGCCAUUACGAGCUUCCAAUUUUCAUUACCACGAGCUUAAACAUGUAGUGAUAGUUGGCUCUGUCGAUUACAUACGACGGGAGUGGAAGAUGCUGCAGAACCUGCCCAAGAUUUCCGUUCUUAAUGGUUCACCAUUAAGCCGAGCGGAUCUCCGUGCCGUAAAUGUAAAUCUAUGCGACAUGUGUUGCAUCCUGUCGGCAAAAGUGCCUAGCAAUGACGAUCCAACCCUCGCCGACAAGGAGGCCAUUCUCGCGUCCCUAAACAUCAAGGCAAUGACCUUCGACGAUACAAUCGGUGUACUGAGCCAAGUUGGUAGUCCGAUUGUUCUACAGCGACGUGGUUCAGUUUACGGUGCUAAUGUACCAAUGAUCACCGAACUUGUAAACGACAGCAACGUGCAGUUCCUUGAUCAGGACGACGACGAUGAUCCGGACACGGAGCUUUAUUUGACACAACCGUUUGCCUGUGGCACUGCCUUCGCUGUCAGCGUACUUGACUCCUUAAUGUCAACGACAUACUUCAAUCAGAACGCGUUGACUCUCAUACGAUCGUUAAUUACCGGCGGAGCAACGCCCGAACUCGAAUUAAUUCUAGCCGAAGGGGCAGGCCUUAGAGGUGGUUACAGCACUGCGGAUAGUCUGGCUAAUAGGGAUCGAUGUCGCGUCGGUCAAAUAUCGUUAUACGAUGGGCCAUUGGCUCAAUACGGAGAGGGAGGCAAGUACGGUGACCUCUUUGUCGCAGCAUUAAAGUCGUAUGGAAUGCUGUGCAUUGGUCUGUACAGGUACAGGUUUCGUGACACAAGCUCUUCUUGCGACGCAUCCUCCAAGCGUUACGUUAUUACAAAUCCACCCGAUGAUUUUACUCUCUUACCCACGGAUCAGGUUUUCGUACUGAUGCAGUUUGAUCCGGGCCUCGAGUAUCGACCAAGUCGUGGUGCGCGUGGAAAGGACGACGCUUCCUGACUGUUGCUGUGUAGCGCCCUAACCGAUGGACCAUAUUCCUACAUCUAAUCGAGCGUAGGGGACUGUCGUGCCACCCCAAUCAUCUGUAAGUUUUAACCCUCAUCAUCCUCCUCGACCGAUGGAAAGUACGUACAAAAAACAAGAACAAACAACUUCCGAGCAAAUCCUUUCGUUGAAAAAGUACGAAAGCGAUCCAUCAUGAUCCUGCUGACGUAAAUACACGGCGAAAUGGAAAAACAAAUCAUGUUUCGCUGCCUUGUCAAUUAUCUAUCGCAAUAAACGUAUUCGCCUGGCACAUCACGAGGGAAUGAGUGCCAACUGUUGAAGUUCAAAAGCUUUAGAAACAAACGUGAAAAAAAUCAUUUACCGAUUUCUGAAAUUCGUUUCGAAGACUGACUGUCCCAAGGAUUCCUCCGAAUCGUAUUUCAUGAGAUAUAAAAAAAGAAAAACAGCUCGUUUUCUUCAAAUUAGCGACCAAUUAUACAAAUGCGAAUGACUUUCGAGAAGAUGAGAGAAAAAUUUAAAGCGAGCGAGCCGAAAAAUUUAGAGCGAACAGCAAAAAGAGGAGGGUGAAGGGGAAGUUUGGAAGUGGCACGAUGGAGUCUGGUCCGAGGGUUGCUACACGAGUCAUCCUUAACUCCUAAUGCCCCCCUUGUCCCGCACCUAUAAGAAAAAAGUAUAUACUGAGGAUAUGCACGAAUACGAAGAUGAUAAGACGUUUUCUCGACCCCCGUCACUCCCUCAACCGCGAGAAUAUUGUCAACGAGAGCUGCUGCGCAUGCACACUUCGAAACGCUUUCGGAUAGCCAUCACAAGAAAGAAGAAGAAGAAGAAAAUGAAGAAAGAAGAAAAAAAACAUCGUUUUUACGUGAAAAAAAAACCCUUUGAAAGUGGCGUUCGAGAGAGUAAGAAGAAAACAAGACAAUCGUGUUUUUUCAUAUACGCGUACUUUCAUCCGUUGAAAGAGCGUAUAUGGUUUCAACUUAAGGAAGAAAAAAGUGUUUCAUCCCUCAGCUCAUGAUACGACAGUGAACUCUCAUCUUGCUUAGCAAGGGUGGAAAACUGACAUCAUUCAAAUAAUAUAUAAAUCUAAAUGAUAGAAAAAACAAAACUGAGGCGAGUUGCUUCGUCUCUCAAUGAAAUUUUUGCCCAAGUCCCUAUCUUCGUUUAGCUGAUACACCCGUAGUGUUCGGCAGUUGGUGUUACGCGAGGCAAAGAGAAGCGAAAAUUUCGAGAAAAAUACGAAACGAGCGAAAAAAAGAUAAAUAGAAGAAAAGAAAUGUAGACAUCGACAAACAGCGAGAAAAUUUGGUUAUGGCCGCGACAAAUGUGAGAGUGCGGGACUUUGCCAACGUAAUGUAACCUCGUGUGUCUUGUUUACGAUAUAAAAGGACAACAACCGCAAAGACAUAAAAAUUUAUCACAUAACAGAAAAUUCUGAAUCCAAGCACUUUGUACAGAUUCUAUAAAUGAUAACAGGAUAAACGAAAAAAAAAAAACAAACAAACAAAGCAAAGCAAACGUAUGAAAAAAUAAAACAACAAAAAACCCCCUUUUCCACACAACUUUGAGUAUAUCGUGUGUUGUAUGUCGAUAUGUGCAUACUCGCAGACGUUGAACGAUUAAAAAAAAAAAAAAAAAAAAAACGAACGAAAAAACCAACAAACAAACGUUAAAGAAUAUGAAUGCACAUGUUCAUCACACAUACGUACGUACUGGAUAAUUAUACAUAUUAUACAUAUGCGUAUGAAUAGGUCACCCUCUCUUUUAUAUAUUUUUGUGAAACUCACAUGUGUAUAUAUACGACGUACGUACUAUAAAUGAUUAUAUAAUAACAAUAAUAUUAAUAAUAAUAUGAAUGAUAAAAUAAAUAAUAAUCAAAUAAAAAAAAACGUAAAAGAACAUUAAAAAGGAUACACAAACACAGUACAUGAAUAUGCGUUGCAACAGUGCGAAGAUGAUCACGACACGACACACGCACACAAUGCACAUACACACACACACACACACGGACACACUCAAACACGAGAGAAACGAAGGAAAUAAAAACGAAGAAAAAUAUACAACACGUAAAAGAAAGGUGGAGCGUGUGAAUAAUGUUUAACAAAACCAUGAUUGAUUAAUGAGUUUUUGAAAAAAUGAAAAAAAGAAAAACCAAGGAAAAAAACAAAAAAAAAAUAAAAGACUAGUUGUGGUAGACGCUGCCGUGUUCGUAUAUGCAUAUAACGUGUAUAUCUUGCUCCGCCGCUGCGCUGCUGUGCCGCCGCUGCUGUUGCAAUGUGCACGUGCACUGUUCACUGCCACCCGCAGUUCGUGUUAUUAAAAAAAUUAAAAAAUUAAAAUUAAAAGUAAAAAAACAAAAACAGAACAACUACAUCCCACAUUGUACUGUAUAAAUCAUUUAUACGGAGGAAAGAGAUAGAUAGAGAGAAAGAUAGAAAGUGUAUGAGGAAGAGAGGGAGAGAGACGUAGAAAAAUAUCGAUUUGCGUUGCAAGAUAAAACGGAGAGUGAUUCAUUUUGGAUGUUCAAUUGAUUCCUGUAAACAUCGUAAAUCACACAGAAAAAAUCGAAGGUUGUCACAGAUGCAAGUACGUAACAACCAAAAAAUAAUCCGUUGAUUUUCGUUUUGAAAGUAUUAUUCGAGAUUCAGCAUCAAGAAUGAUGACACAGAAAAAUAAUAACCACGUUUUCUAUUCAAUGAAUAGCGCCUCGACUGACUCUAUAAAUAUUCGUUAAAAUUGACGUUUCAAAAAACUUCCACAUCCCGUUAACAUUACGCAAUUUUUCGAACUCUCUCCCUCUCUCUCUCUCUCUCUCUCUCUCUCUCUCUCUCUCUUUCUCUCUCUCUUUCUCUCUCGUUCUCGCCUCAAUGAGGGGAAGAGAAAAAGCGAAAAAUUAUACAAAUUUGUGCAUUAGAUUUGUGCAAGUCAUUCAUUAAGUCGUCGAAAGCCUUGCUUAGAGUUUUAGAAUGAAACGUGGUUGCUUGUGCCACGUUGAGUCCACGAUGCAUAUAUAUAUAUGAAUGAGACAUAUAUGAUCGCGAUCUUCUCGUGGAGAAACCGAAAAAAGUGAAUUUUCAUCGAAGCUCGUACUUUCAAUUUCUUUAAUUAUUAUUAUUUUUUCUAUUGUAAAACAAAAAAGAAAAAAUAUCGUAGAAACGAGAGUCCAUUGCACAAACGAUGUUAAGUAAAGCUAUUUUUUCUUUAUUUUCAUGACAUGAAUUGAACGUUUGAAAGGCUGUAAAGAAAAUGUCUUCAUUGGGGGAAAAAAAGAAAAAAUAAAUCAUCUUCUCUUCGCGAAGAUCAUAAAACGAUCGCGGCUCGACGGGGUAUAUGACAAUCAUUAUGCGCACUCUCUUAAUAAUUAAAUCAUGCACCGAGAUCAAUUGAUUCAUUCAUCCCCUUCGUCAUGUUUCUCUUUUGUGCAUUCGCGUGUAUGUAUGCUGUGUAUCGACGUGCAUGUUUCCGAAGUAAAAAAAGGAAUUAAGACUCGUAAAAAACGAUAAAGAAAAACCAAUUCACCGAUCGACGAAUAACGCGCACGUGGGUGUGCGUGUGCAUGUGUGUGUGCGCGCGCGAAUGUGAGUGAGCGAGUGUGUGCGCCCUCGAAUGAAUGUGGAAAAAAAAACGGAAAUAAAUUUGAUGGUUUUCGAGGUUGCAGAUAACAAAAUAUAACGAGGCAUACCAAAAUACAAUCGGUUGAUAAACGAUGUCGGGCUUUAAACAUGUAUAAACAGAAGAAAACCGAAAGAAAACAAAAAAAAAUAAGGAAAUAACGAAAACGAAAAAAAAAAACACACACACACACAAAACACAAAAAUAAUAUGAAAUUAAUGGCGCGCAGAGCGUUCGCCCACCUUCAAUGCCUCAUUGACCUCAUCUAAUGCUUUUUUAUCUGUACAUUUACAAUUUGUGUACCAAUGAGGAACGUUGUUUAAUCAUGUUGUUGAUGUUAUUGUUAAAGAAUGAGAUUCAAUAUUGUACAUAACUAUAUAUUCAUUAUAAUUGAUGAUAUAAAUAAUUAUAUACAUAAAAGUCAGCCUGGAAAAAAAAACAAACUUCUGUGUCCCCCGCGUGUUUUCAGGAUCUAUGUGCAAUCAUUCUCACCCUGCCCCCCCCCCCCCCCCCCCCCCCCUAAACCUGCCAAUGGAAAACUCGGGGGAAAAACAUAAGACACUUUUUUUUAUAAGCAAACCUUCGAAGCAAGUUACGAUGAAAGAAAAAAACGCAAACAAACAAAUCAACAACAAUGUGUAAUGUGAUUGUUAUUGUGUAAUAAGAGAGAAGGAAGAAAAGAAUUCAAAAAUUAAUGGGUUUUUUGAAAGUA